Messenger RNA from Erigeron canadensis, 1330 nucleotides. RefSeq names its product protein JINGUBANG-like. The record is from RefSeq and is a predicted model, not a curated record. The transcript has a single exon. Gene Ontology annotation, molecular function: protein binding. Lineage: Eukaryota; Viridiplantae; Streptophyta; Magnoliopsida; Asterales; Asteraceae. Bases 18 to 1304 code for a protein of 428 amino acids.
AUCGUAAUUCAGAAGCAAUGAGAGAAAAAGGAUCAAGCACCCUUUCUGAUCCUGACAUCUCAUGCACAUCAUCUGACAUAGGCGAGGAAUACAGCAGCCGGCAUAGUGAAUUCUCCGGGUGUGGGCACCAGCGUACAAGCGCUGAGGGUUCACCGAUGAUGAAGUCACCCUGGAACCAGGGUAUACCGUGGUCCAUAUCCAACCUGGAUGACCCGAAUUUUCCAAUGAAUGGGCUUGUUGGUUCCUUGGUACGAGAAGAAGGGCAUAUUUAUUCACUUGCAGCCUCUGGUGACCUCCUUUACACGGGAUCUGACAGCAGAAAUAUUCGUGUAUGGAAGGACCUGAGCGAGUUCUCAGCCUUCAAAUCCAAUAGCGGGUUAGUAAAGGCGAUUCUAAUAUAUGGUGAAAAGAUUUUUACAGGUCAUCAAGAUGGGAAGGUCAGGGUCUGGAAAGCAAGUUCCAGAAACCCGAGACAUUAUUGUCGUGUAGGCACAUUCCCAUCAUUCUUUGCCAUCCUAAAGUGUUCCGUGAGGCCAAAAAAUUACGUUGAGGUGAAACGUAAGCACACUGCAGUUUGGAUCAAACAUUGUGAUGCAAUCUCGUGCCUUAGCAUGAACGAAGAAGUUGGUUUACUUUAUUCAGGUUCAUGGGAUAGGACAUUUAAAGUAUGGAAAAUAUCAACUUCAAGAUGUAUAGAAUCCGUGAAGGCCCAUGAUGAUACAGUUAACUCCGUCAUUUCAACCGUUGAAGGAUUUGUUUUCACCGGAUCUGCAGACGGGUCAGUAAAGGUCUGGAAGCGUGUAAGAAAAGGAAAGAGGUCUAUAAAGCACAUAUAUGUAAAAACGUUAUUAAAUCAAGACAGUGCAGUAACGGCAUUGGCAGUACCAAACACAGGCUCUUUUGUCUAUUGUGGUACCUCGGACGGAAUAGUUAAUUUCUGGGAACAAGAAACGCAGUUUGCACACAGUGGUGUCCUUAAUGGACACAAAUUGGCGAUUCUGUGUCUUGAAGCUGCUGGAAAUUUGGUGUUCAGUGGAUCAGCUGAUAAAAUGAUAUGUGUGUGGAAAAGGGAGGGCAUUAAGCACACAUGUUUGUCGGUGCUUACGGGCCACUCUGGUCCCGUGAAGUGCCUGGCGGUGGUUAGGGAAAUGGAGUCAAGCAUUGCCCAGAGAUGGAAAGUUUACAGUGGCAGUUUGGAUAAAUCUGUGAAAGUAUGGAGUGUUUCAGAGUUGGCACCUGCCAUACAACAAAUUGAUGUCGUGCAGAAUGGAAAUGUUUUUCCAAUACCCUCUGCCAAAUUUUGAUAAGCUUGUAUUUCACAUUUAUGGAG